This is a messenger RNA of Cuscuta europaea, 566 nucleotides long. The record is from the annotation of a GenBank genome assembly. Lineage: Eukaryota; Viridiplantae; Streptophyta; Magnoliopsida; Solanales; Convolvulaceae.
GGACGCUCAGGUGGAGGCUUUCCUGGAGGGGGGGCCGAGGAGCGUGAAAGAUUACAUCACUGAGUACAAGAUGGCCGCCCUCGGCUUCGUGAGGUACUAUGUUUAUGGUGACAAGGAGGAUGACCUCCAACUCUGGCCGAGGAUGACCACCACCUUUGAGGAGGCCGACGGCCCGGACUUGGGCAUUCCUGCUGAGGCCGAUGAUUUUGUCAUGGACCGCCGUUCCAUGAUGGCUAUUGCAAAGGCCAAAGCGGCCGAGGAGAUUGCUGCUAAGGCGGCCGAAGCGGCCAGGCGUGCCGCGGCCGGUGUGAGCGGGGCUACUGCAGAUGCGGCCCCAAAGCCUGCCCCAUCCAAGAAAAAGAGACCGGCCACUGACGGCCAGAAAAAGUUGACCGAGGCCGGCGUGAGCGUCUCUAAGAAGACGAAGAGGGCUCCUUCCCCUUCUCCGGCCAGUGAGGCCGGUACGCUUACUGUCCCCAGCGUGGGCGAUGGUGGUCCCGUCGUGGACCUUACUGUUGCUGAUGAUGCCGCCCCAGCGCUUCCUCUCGUCCAGGAACCACGGACGC